UGGCAGCUGUGACUUUGUGCGGGUAUGAGUGUGUCAGAUAUAUGUACAAGGCCACAUUAUUUGAGGCAUGCUUCUUUUCAGUGUUGAGGGCCAGACUAAAGACUAAGUUUUUUUGGCACACUGUUGCCUCCCAGUGAUAAAUAAUCAAAGCCAGGAUAUUCUUAAAGUCCUCACUGCCAGUAUUGCAGCUGUGCAGAAGGGUAGCAUUGGUCAAUAUCCUGCCUGUCCUUAAGCCUAGGGUGUAUAACAUGUUACUGGUUUGAGAGAGAGAGGGAAUUGUGCUGGCUAGAAUGAAGGGAGGAUUAAAAAUAGUGUUCAGUGUGUCAGCAGAAACUAGCUGGGUGAAGUACUGAAGACUAGCCUUCUUUUGGUGAGAGAGUGACCUGUACAUUCUGUUUCUUCCUGCUGCAUGUCUGGGAUAAAUGUAUGUUUUGUAUAUGUUACUGUAGUGUCCUAGCAGUCUGUAAAUUUGAGACACAAACUCAAGACACAAGGAAAUCACUGUAUUCACCAUAGAAGAUAGUUGUCAUUUUGUUACCAGUCAUCAGCUUGUGUGAUUUUUGUAGCCCAACAUGUUAUGCUGUAUGUCUGUGCUGACAUUUGCACAAUGUUUGUUUCGGCGAAAGAUUGUGAAAAUGGACAGUCUGGAGGAUUCCAAGCUGUGCCGCUGCCUGUCCACUGUCGACCUGAUCGCCCUGGGUGUGGGGAGCACCCUGGGGGCGGGGGUGUACGUGUUGGCUGGAGAAGUGGCCAAGGGAAACUCAGGGCCCAGCAUCAUCGUCUCCUUCCUGAUCGCUGCACUGGCCUCGGUCAUGGCAGGACUCUGUUAUGCAGAGUUUGGUGCCCGCGUGCCAAAAACAGGCUCUGCAUACCUCUACAGUUAUGUAACUGUUGGGGAGCUGUGGGCUUUUAUCACCGGGUGGAACUUAAUCCUGUCAUAUGUGAUAGGUACUUCAAGUGUAGCAAGAGCUUGGAGUGGAACUUUUGAUGAACUCCUGGGUAAACAAAUUGGUCGGUUCUUUAGCACCUACUUCCGAAUGAGCUCUCCUGGGCUAGCCGAAUAUCCAGAUUUCUUUGCAGUGUGUCUGAUACUGAUAAUAUCAGGUCUGCUGUCUUUUGGUGUAAAGGAGUCUGCUUGGGUCAACAAAGUGUUCACGGCUGUCAACGUGCUAGUUCUUAUGUUUGUCAUUAUUGCUGGCUUUGUGAAAGGAGAUACAGAGAACUGGACAAUAACAGAAGAUGUUCUCAUCAAUUUUACUGCAGUGACAAGAAACGUGUCGUUGGCAGAUAAUGUCACGAGUGCAUAUGGUGUUGGUGGUUUCAUGCCCUUUGGUUUUGAAGGAACGCUGGCUGGAGCUGCUACCUGCUUUUACGCCUUUGUUGGUUUUGACUGCAUCGCAACAACAGGUGAAGAAGUGAAGAACCCUCAAAAAGCGAUUCCUAUUGGGAUUGUCACCUCCCUGCUAGUCUGCUUCCUGGCCUACUUUGGGGUCUCUGCAGCACUGACCCUUAUGAUGCCGUACUACCUCCUGGACGAGAAGAGCCCUCUCCCUGUUGCUUUCGAGUAUGUUGGCUGGGGUCCUGCAAAGUUUGUGGUGGCAGUGGGAUCCCUCUGUGCUUUGUCAACCAGCCUGUUGGGUUCCAUGUUCCCCUUGCCCCGCAUUCUCUUUGCCAUGGCACGAGAUGGCUUACUAUUCCGAUUUCUUUCCAAAGUGAGUAAACGUCAGACGCCAGUUGCUGCCACACUGGCAGCAGGUUCCACUGCUGCGGUGAUGGCAUUUCUGUUUGACCUGAAAGCCCUUGUUGACAUGAUGUCUAUUGGAACCCUUUUGGCUUAUUCCCUGGUAGCAGCCUGUGUGCUUAUCCUCAGGUAUCAGCCUGAUGGAUCUUAUGAAAAGCCUAACUGCAGUCCCGAGAAAGAGAAUCUCACUUCAGAAGACGGCGAAAUGGAAUUGACCGAGUCAGAAUCCCAACUGGCCAUGCUUAAAGAAGGCGGAUUUACCCUGCAGACAGUGCUCAACCCCUCCAUGCUGCCGACAGAGCAGUCCUCCACUGUGGUGAACAUCGCUGUCUGUGUCAUAACUUUGGUAGUGUGUAUUGUGAGCACCCUCACCACGUAUAAGGGGGAGGCUGUGCUCGCCAUGGAGUCUUGGAUCCUCGGCCUGCUUGCUGUGUGCCUGGUGGUGUUUAUUGUGUGUCUCUUCAUUGUCUGGAGGCAACCUCAGACUCGCAAAAAAGUGUCUUUCAUGGUUCCUAUGCUGCCAUUUUUACCAGUUCUGAGUGUCUUUGUCAAUGUUUACCUGAUGGUUCAACUAAGUGGGGAGACCUGGAUUCGCUUUGCAGUUUGGAUGGCUGUUGGCUUCCUGAUUUACUUUGGCUAUGGUAUCAGGCACAGUUUGGAAGGUCAACGGGAUGAAGACAAAGAUUCAGUGCACAGCGAACUGGAAAACAAGAACUCGGCUGAGGGAGUAGAGGACGAUGACAGUGCAGAUGAGAACAACCAGUUCAUUAUCCAUGAAAAAACAAGUGAAUGUUAAGCCUGAGCAGCCCUGAGAAGGUAUCUUCUGUUACUAGCAGUACACCUGGGCACAUGACCUUUCAGUGUUCAUCUGCUUUUAGUAGACUUUUUUUUUUUUUUUUAACCUAUAUUUACAUACGUUCUGUAUAUUUUUAUAGUUUGUCCAUGCGUGCCUGAAUCGGGCAGCAACGUUUCAUGCCAGAGUACUGAAAUUCAGUGGAUCAGGGUAGACCCAGGACAGUACGUGCCUUCAGAAAAAGAAGCAGCAAAGAAUAAACUGAGCACCUGCAGUGGAAAAAACAGGUCACCCCAGAUCAAUUUCUACUGUAGAAAUGCAUACGAAAGACUAAAAGCAAGAAAUUGUGGUUAAUAAAAAGUGCACAAGAAGGUUCAUUGGAUCUUUACCAAUACAGUGUUGGCAGUAGAAUGGGUUUUUUUUGUUGAAAGGUAAAAUCAAAGCUGGAAUAAUUGGAAAACUGAACUUUUAUAUUAAUGGUUAUAAACAAUUGUCAAUAUUUUUAAUCAUUUAAAAACCGAAGAAAUAGUUGUUUGUAAUAAAAAAAAAUACAGUAGCAUUAACAGAAAACAUACAUCUUGUUUGCAAAAGUUUGUAAUUUGUAACAAGUAAAACCCCCAAAACAUGUGGCUGUAACUGAAAGUCUUGCAUACAUUCACAAGUGUGUACAUGUAGUACUGCAUGCACACUGAAACUUUUUCUGGAAAUGUGUUUAUGCUAACAAAUCAUAGAAAGAAAAACAUUAUCUAUAAUUAAUUUGGUUUAUUUAUAAUAAUAUAUUUGAAUGGUCAUGUCAUUCAUUUGAGAUUUGCACAAAAACACACAAACAGGUCAUAAUUUUCUGAAUGGAUAUUCAAAUAAAAUGAUUUGUUCCACAAAGAUAGUUUAUCAAGCAAAACAGCAGUAUAUUACAUUGUUUACAAAAGCUGAACAGUUUGUGUUUUUGGAAAAUUCUUGGUCAUAGCAGUGUUUAUUUUUGUACAUGUGCUUAAUUUCAAUGUGCCUUAACUGCGGUGUAACAUUUGUAUUAUUAUCUGUGUUUCUAAGACCACUGUAUUUGGAUAUUGGUGGAGCUGUAAUUUAACUGAUCAUGGCAUUUAAAAAUACUACAUUUCAAUACUAUUUUAAAACUUCAAGUUCAGUAUUUUUUUUUUUUUUUUAACUGAUUUUUAUGUAAUCUGGUCAUGUCUGGCAGGUAGAUAUUAUGUUAAAGCUUCACAAAUAAGUGAGUGUGAUUUUCAUGACCAAUAGAUAUGUGAAAGGAUAGAUAGUACAUAUCUGGGGAACCUUACAUGACUAAUUGUAAAUACUAAAAUCAGAUCAGAAGUGUCACCCUUACUGUUGCAGAUAACCAGAAGAGUUUAGCUCUCUUCAAUAUGUACCUGUAUCAAAUUGUUUGAUUUUUUUUUUUCUAAUAUGUAUUGUACAUUCUAUAUCGUAUAAUUAUUAUGGAGUUGGUAUAUAUGAGUUCUCCAUGGACCUACCGUAAGUUAAUGUCUUAACUGCAUAAACAUGUUUGUUAGUAUAGUGAAAAUUUGUCUUGGCUAUAAUUUCCUUUUUUUUAAUGACUGAGAUUAAUCAUUUUAACAUUUUUAAUGUUUUUUUGUUAUAUUAUGGUAUCUGUAUAUUUUAUAUGUGUUGAUGUACAGUAUAAUGGGAGCAUCUGAGCCAUUUUGUGAAUUUUACUAAACAUAAACAUUUUACAAUAUAAUCAAAAGAAAAGUUGACAAUGUUCUUGUCCUGAUAUGUGUUGUCAAAUAUUAAAUGACAUUCUUCUCAUUUCAGUAUCAGAUAUCAGUUUGGGGUUUUCAUCCUCUACAUAGAAAAUAAAGACAUGAUAAUAUUUUGGUGUUAAAGUACUUGUGGAAUUGUAUUUAUGACCGUAUUAUUUUGAAUCUGCUGUGCUGCUGUAUAAUUGUAGCUGCUGUAAACAAUGGACCCUAUUCAUAGAACUGUUUUAAGGACUUUUUUAAGUUUUUAUAAACAUAUUCACUUAUAUUACAGUGCUUUGAAAAUGUAGAAUACUAUGAUCCUCAAUAAAACAGCUGAGAGGUUUCUGCAUGAACUACAAACUUGAAUUAACAAAAAAUUAUUUUUAUAAAGCUGUCUGUAACAACACAUUCAUUAAACAGUCCUUCAAGUUCUAUGAAUGGGACCCAUUGUCUUUAAACUAAUAUAUUGUAGUAGGUGAAUAGUUUUUUUUUUUUCAUUGGGUUUUUACUAACAUUACUGUCAAAUAUAUACCAUUCAUUGUUCAAAUGUGUAACCCCUAGUAACAUGUUACAAACUGAAGCUGACUUAAUUAAAAUACUACUGUAUGUGA
Molecule: messenger RNA, 4857 nt
Organism: Polyodon spathula (Mississippi paddlefish)
Lineage: Eukaryota; Metazoa; Chordata; Actinopteri; Acipenseriformes; Polyodontidae
Product: cationic amino acid transporter 2-like
Exons: 12
Coding region: 573-2537 (654 amino acids)
Biological process (GO): transmembrane transport; amino acid transport
Cellular component (GO): plasma membrane
Molecular function (GO): amino acid transmembrane transporter activity
Source: RefSeq, a predicted model, not a curated record